This is a messenger RNA of Suillus plorans, 1024 nucleotides long. RefSeq lists its product as uncharacterized. The transcript is spliced from 2 exons. The record is from RefSeq and is a predicted model, not a curated record. The coding region runs from base 139 to 744 and encodes 201 amino acids. Lineage: Eukaryota; Fungi; Basidiomycota; Agaricomycetes; Boletales; Suillaceae. Gene Ontology annotation, molecular function: zinc ion binding; DNA-binding transcription factor activity, RNA polymerase II-specific. Gene Ontology annotation, biological process: regulation of DNA-templated transcription.
GUGGAAAUAUGAUAGAUCCGGCCAUUCAUUCACCUCGCCGAAACCACACCUUUGUCGGUUCCAAUCAAGUCCUGCAAGCAUGGCUCGUUGUCACUUUUCUGUUACUAUAUAAGAAGCGCGGACAUCCUCUAUAUCUUCAUGGAUCCAGUGAUGAGCGCAAGUGCGAUUGCGAUGCAGCAUCGAGCCCCUCAAGCCUGUACAUCAUGCAGGAGGCUCAAGAGGAAAUGUGUCUUUAACCCAGCCUUAGGCAUCUGCAACCGGUGCUCCGAGACUAGUAGAUCAUGCGUGUACGCUGAGGUCAAUUCGACCGCUCCGCACGAUGAUUCCGUCGCUGUCGUCCAUCACAAUGUAUCCACCACGUCCAUGAAUGCUGGUGCGCGACCAAGACUUAUGCUUCUCGCGCGGCACUCACAUCCCUCCACAGAUGCUUCUGGUCACCUGGAUGCCUCUCUCCAUCAGGGCAAUCCCUUGUACCUGGCCACGUUUAGUACCUUACCAGUCCCAUCCGGCUGGUUGAAUGAUUAUGGUCAGCCGAAUGUGUCAGUACACUUUCCUUUCCGUAUUCCUGUGCUGAAUGUCUUGUCAGACUAUCCGAUGGAAGUCACGCGGUUGACAUGGGUCCAGGGAGUGGAGGCAUGUCUGCUUACCCAUCAACCCAUCCUGGCGGACAGGGUUAAUAAUAGCCGGUCGGCUAGUACGCUGAUGCUACCCUCCUUGGCCAAUGCCACGACCGUGCAGAUAUGACGCGGACUUUUAUGACUGCUGCAGCGGUGUUCUUCGAUCGAAUGGACAGUUUUGAGUUUUGAGUUAUGUACCUACUUACCUUGUCGUUGCAUGCUUCCCUAGCUAAGAUUUGAACGAUGUUUUUCCCCUUAUCAAAUCUCCAUACCUCAUGGGAGUCAGGACGAACGAACUUUCCGACUUCAAAUUAUCGCCUCCAUUUUGACCCUCGGGCGCUUGCCUGAAGAGGAAUCAUUCCUUCCUUUUGUCAGUUUAUUUGAAAAUACAAUCUGUCUAUCAAUAC